AUGACAAACCCACAAGACAAUCCUGGAACUCCUUCUCCACCCACUCCCUCUAAUUCAUCUACCCCUCCUCUACCUAGUACAUCUCCCAAACCUAGGCUAAGAAGGGUGAAAAUGCUUGCUAGGAAAACAGUAAUGUCUGGGGCUCUCAAAAAGAAAUUAAAUGAGAAAUUAAAGGCAAGCCAAGUCCAAGACUCUGACUCCAAAUCUGAUUCUGAGUCAUACAAAUCCGCUAGUGAGGGGGAAGGACCUGGCUCUUAUGACUCUGAAAAGACUCAAGAAUCCCCUUCUAAGAUAGGUUCUUCUGUGCCUGAACAUCUAGAAACUAGGUUUGUUUUGGUUGGGCCUAUUAAGGAUGUAGAAUUACCUGAGUUACGAAGGUGUGGAGGUAAAAAAAAAUCUGAAAAAGAAAAAGAGAGAGAGGGUGCAUGUGAUAAAGAGAGGGAAAAUAGGAAAAUAGUGGUUGAUGAUUUGUAUGUGCUUGCUAUCUGUGGGGUUGAACAAGAAAAGGUAAAAGAGAGUGGCAAGAAGUCAGGGGGAAGUGGUUCUAGUGAAGCUGCUGGAGGGUUAGUUCAUCUAAGCACACAUGGAGAUAAACUUGGUUCAUCUACUGAAGAGACCCUAGCGGACCUGUUGAAAAAGGUCCAUCAGGAUGAAGUUCAAACAGUGGAGGUUCAAACCCCCAAGCCCAAAAAAUGCAAGACUUCUUCCAAGAAGUCUUCCUUUGUGUUUGAGGCUGCUGAACCUUCAUUAGCCAAGGGGACAAGGUCUGCAGUGAAAAGUAAACAAGUAAGAAUUUCUGAAGAUAAGGAAUGGAAUGGAGAAGAAGAAGAAGAAGAAGAUGAGUCUGAUGGUGAAUAA
Molecule: messenger RNA, 858 nt
Organism: Nicotiana tabacum (common tobacco)
Lineage: Eukaryota; Viridiplantae; Streptophyta; Magnoliopsida; Solanales; Solanaceae
Source: RefSeq, a predicted model, not a curated record